This is a messenger RNA of Penicillium cosmopolitanum, 660 nucleotides long. RefSeq names its product nuclear transport factor 2 family protein. The transcript has a single exon. NCBI's taxonomy places the organism in Eukaryota, Fungi, Ascomycota, Eurotiomycetes, Eurotiales, Aspergillaceae. The coding region runs from base 1 to 660 and encodes 219 amino acids. The record is from RefSeq and is a predicted model, not a curated record.
AUGAUUUGGCCAUCGCAUGCUAUCAUUACUGCUGUGUGGCUGCUAAGCUACGGCUUUGCUUCCCCAGCCCGCGCCCAUGAUGUCUGUGAAGUAAAAGAACACAAGGAAUCAACAGACGUAAUUGCGAUCGAGAACCUGCAAGGCCGAUAUCUCUUUGCUAUGAACUCAAACAGACUCGAUUUCGUCCCCGGACUUUUCGCUCAAAAUGAUCCAGACAUCACCGUGGACCUUCCUGACAACCAGGGUGGCCUGCCUUUAAAAGGUCUGGCUAAUGUCACUGCGGCAUAUAGCAAGCUGCAACAGAUGGUAACAGCUGAGGGUGGCUUUAUGGGAACCCAUCUGGCCACUACGCCCGUCGUGAAAGUUUCCGAAGGAGUUACGGCCCAAGGAACUUGGAUGUCGUUUGGCUUCACCGUCGAAGGACCUGCGUUCAACCACACUGACCCGCCUUACCCGACGCUACCAGUCGUUGGAAGAUACGCGCAUGAUUUUGUCAAAGAGGACGGUGUUUGGAAGUUCAAGCAUUUCAAAUGGAGCAUCUUUGUCAGCUUGCCGCCUUUUGAUUUUAAUCCCGCUACAGCUGGCCCAGGUUGGGCGAACACGCCUAUGGUGCCUGGAAGCAAGUCUACUUCAUGGCCCUUGGAUCCAUUUGAUGUGUAA